This is a messenger RNA of Tachysurus vachellii, 3468 nucleotides long. It is a transcript of the gene ankrd33ba, whose product is annotated as ankyrin repeat domain 33ba. The transcript has 4 exons. Gene Ontology annotation, molecular function: protein binding. The coding region runs from base 529 to 2043 and encodes 504 amino acids. Lineage: Eukaryota; Metazoa; Chordata; Actinopteri; Siluriformes; Bagridae. The record is from RefSeq and is a predicted model, not a curated record.
CCCCAAAACGAAACUAAAAAUUUCCCCCAAUGGACAUUUUCCUACAGCAGAGAAGACGCGUAACGCGUAACAAGCGCUGGUGAUUAACUCGCGUUAUAAAACACAGCUCUAUCGUGAGCACUGGAUGAUUUAAUCUCGGACAGAAAGCAAGCAGAAGGAGGAGGAAGAGGAGCGCUAAUCUAAUCGGAUUAUGGAGGUGCACUUUAGGAGCACAUGAGUCUGAGAGCUACAGAUGGAGACGCAGCUCGCGGUGCGUAAAACGGCACAAUGCGGAUUUCAACGACUUUCGGCGGGGAAUCAUUUUGUUCUGUAACUGUUUUAUGUAGGAGAUGAAGAGUGAUGAAGAGUGAUGAAGAUUCCACAAACUGGAACUAAAUCAGAUUUAUAAAGACAGCCCAGAGGGACAUGAUGUAUGGAUGUACGAGAGAAGAGCUUAAAAACGUCUUUUUUUUAUUAUCACUACUCUGACUUGGCGAACACGUUUGGCGAACACGUAACAACACGUGAGUUGACGGGUUAACGGGUUACAUGUUGCUAAUGAGGGUUCAGGAGAAUGGUGGAGGCUCAUCACCGGGCAAACUCAAAGCCAAAGUCAGCAGCUCGUCCACGCAAAUCCACCCCGCGAUUACGCAGGAGUCUCCGCACAUCUACUACAGCGUCUACGACGAGGAUCUCGGUUCGUGUGAGGAUUCUGAGGAAGACUGUGAGGAAUACGACGAAUACGAUGAGCUCUUCGACUCGUCGGACACAAAGAGCAUCGCCUCGGAUGACUCGUUUUACCCGACGGAUGAAGAGCUGACGGAUUCGGAGUGCGCACAGACCCCCGGCACCGUGUCUCUUUUCCGAGCCUGUUGCAGUAACAGUGCGCUCACUGUCAAAGCUCUGAUCCGCCAGGGGGUGACGGAGGAAGAGGUGCGAGAAACGGACAAGAACAACCGGACGGGGCUGAUGGUGGCGUGUUAUCACGGCUACGUGGAAGUCGUCAUCGCACUUUCUGUGUGUCCUUACCUGGAUGUCAACUGGCAGGACAACGAAGGAAACACGGCUCUGAUCACAGCCGCACAGGCCGGCCACAGCACCAUCACUAACUAUCUGCUGAACUACUUCCCUGGUCUUGACAUGGAGAAGAGGAACUGUCACGGGUUCAGCGCGCUGAUGAAAGCUGCCAUGCAGGGCAGAGUGGAUUGUGUCCGAGCGCUGAUCAUGGCAGGUGCUGACCUGGAAGCCAGAGAUAACGGGCGUAAGCUGACUCCUUGUGAGUGGGCGCUGUUCACCGGACGCUACGAGACCGUCUCUGUCAUGCAGCGGCUCAUCCAGAGGCCGUGUCCUGAACAGUGCAGUGACUCGUACCAGCCCGAGUGGCCCUUAUUGCCGGCUCUGGUGGCCAAAUCACAACAGCGCAAAGGCUGCAUCCAAAAGAUGCUGCAGAAACUGCGCAACUUUUUUGACAUCAGCAACGUGACAGAAGCCUCAGAAGACGGUGUGUUCGACCACAUGGUGCAGAUGACAACGGCACUGGGCAGCCCGUUUAUCGCCACGUCCUGUCGAACGGUGUGUCCCGGGAGUCCGCCGUGCGUCGGAAAACGCCGCUAUUCGGUCCAGGAGAUCCUGAAAAAGCAGCGCUUGCAGCAGCUCAAAGGACUUGGACCUGAACGGCUGGAGACGUUCAGACGCCUUUUCCAGAAUUCUCGCGUCACUCUGUUGCCUAAACCCAAAGACAGGCGUGCUAGCCUUCAGCCCCAGACACCCAGCGACUCUUCGGCGCUCCGGAGAGGAAGUCUCCUCCCGCUACACCUGGUGAGACGGAGCAGCGUGAGACCGGGACUAGUGGUGCCCAAGCUCCGGAUCACCAAGGUUACGACGGAAACGCACAAGCCGGAGAAGGAGCGGCGCAAAAGCAGCUGCAACAAUGGCCAGUUCCUUCAGGUGCCCAAGUGGAGGUACAAAGAACUUAAAGAAGAAAGAAAGAAGGCAGAAGAAGCUGAGAGAAAACGGCUGGAGGCGAUCACUAGGAGACAUCUCGCUGGGAGAAAACAGAAAUAACACGACACGUGCACUACACAUCCGAGUCCGGGCCAGGGGAUUUUGAUACUUGAAACUUUUGAUGAUGUUGAUGAUAAUUUAUUUUCAUAUUUAUUCUUGGUUGCUUUUUGAGAUACUACAAGCUUUGAUCCAGAGGGUUAAAAAAUCUUACGACACCAUCUUGACUGUUAAUGACUGAAGCGUCUACACUACCAGCAAAAACAUCACUGCAAAAAUAUUUCCUGAAAAUAAAAAAUUUUUUAAAGCAAUGCAUCAAAAAAAAAAAAAACACAUCUCAGAAACAUUUCCUCCAUAAAAAACUUCACACUUAUAGGUGAUAAAUCUUUAAACGAAACCUGAAUGUGAAAAUGAAAAGUCUUACAGGCGAACUAGUUUAUCAGUGGGCGUGGCCUAAUAUUCUAACGAGCACAUUUAAUCAACGGAGCCUGGUCCGAUUCUCCAGCGAGGAACCAUCUAUCUGUAUGCAUGUGAGGUGGGAGUUCAUACUGAGCACCACCCUUGUAGCUGCUGCUGAGGGAUGAGACCGAGAGGUGCCAAUACUUCUGAAUCUAGAACAUUUCCGCUGAAAAAUUCUGGGAAAACAAAAAUAAAAAUACUAAACAGAAUUUAAUAACAUUUCUUUUCGCCGAAAACUGAAAUACACCUGAUCUGUAGUCUGGGUUAAUAUUAUAUUAUACCGCAGCGCUGCCGAGUUCUGAUUGGUCAGAAGGUGCAGGGUUACAUUCACAUGUUCUCGUCGUUUUUACAGCAACAGCGACUCGAACGUCAGACGCUACACACGGAUUUUAAAAAAACAGUUGAUACGGUGAAGAUUUCUGAACAGAGACGAUUGAAAAAUGGUAAAGUUCUGAGUUUACGCUCUUCGGUUUCUCAGUGACACGAAACGAAGGCAGGCUGCUGAGAGAACGUGUGUUUACAGCUGCGAGAACAGGAAGUAACAGGAAGUGGAGAUUAAACGUAACGAUAAACAGAUAAAAAGUAUGUUGUUGUGAACGAGCAGCUCGGUGCGUUAACGACGAGACUCUCUCUCCGUUUCUCAGGAACACUUUAAUCAUCACACAAACCUCAGGUUCUAGACUUUAUUCUUGACCACAGAACCACUGUGCCUCUCUUCGUACGGUACACUCAGUGUUCACAUCUCUCUCUCUCUCUCUCUCUUUAGAGUGCCCUCUAGAAUUAUUGGCACCCCUUCAUAAAAAUAUUCAUAUAUUAAUGAAUAAGUUACACAUGAACUGCGUGAUCUCAAAUAUAAAUAAAGCUGAAAUAGAAACACAGUCACGUAUUUUGUGUAGUCGGUUUGCGACACUUCCUACAUUAAAACGUGAAACGAUCACGAAUGAACUUGAAAUACGAAUUAAUAACGAAUUAUUCAAAUCAAAUGGAUGUUUAUUUCAAAUAAAUUUAAAAUAGCUUUAAAACGACUAA